AUGUCGAUGAAGGUCUCAUCCUUGGUGGAGAAUGUUGCGCUUAGUGAUGGGAAAUAUCUGAGGAGUAUGACCGAACAAAAGCAAGUUCACUUUGUUUGUGAAGAUGACGUGAACCAAGAGGAGGAGGAUCCACAAACAGAGGAAGUGUGCUACAUGAGCAACCAAGGGAGGUUACUACAAAGGGUUAAACACAACAACAACACGAACCUCUCCUAUCGCAGCACCAAUUUGAGAAUCCUCAAGAUCAAGUGUAUCCACCUCAACAACCAAAACCAAGGAGGACAACAAACCGUGUACUUCAAGCGAGGUUACCCACCAAAGGUUUUUGGUAAUCAGAAUCAAGGCUACUCAGCUCAAGCAGGGAGUAGCUCAGUCAAGAUCUGA
This is a messenger RNA of Microthlaspi erraticum, 384 nucleotides long. NCBI's taxonomy places the organism in Eukaryota, Viridiplantae, Streptophyta, Magnoliopsida, Brassicales, Brassicaceae. The record is from the annotation of a GenBank genome assembly.